Malassezia vespertilionis is the source of this 1641-nucleotide messenger RNA. RefSeq names its product GTPase-activating protein (gene GYP1). Gene Ontology annotation, molecular function: GTPase activator activity. The record is from RefSeq and is a predicted model, not a curated record. Bases 1 to 1641 code for a protein of 546 amino acids. NCBI's taxonomy places the organism in Eukaryota, Fungi, Basidiomycota, Malasseziomycetes, Malasseziales, Malasseziaceae. Gene Ontology annotation, biological process: activation of GTPase activity. The transcript has 2 exons. Gene Ontology annotation, cellular component: Golgi apparatus.
AUGCGCAAGCCGACGAGUCGCGCUGGGCCGAGCACAGAUGCCUGGGAGGAAGAGGCGUGGGCAUCAAACUUGGAUGAUGACGAGUUUGUCGCGCGACUCCAGACCCGGCGGACCAGUACAGACACCACACUAAGCACGCAAGGAAACGGUGCAUACGAGCGGCUCACGCUGCAGGAAACGCGCGUCGAUUUAGCACUGUUGGCGCCAAGCACCGGGGAUGCACUGCACACUGCACCUAACGUUGUGCCCGCACCGCCACAACCGGAUGCCGCGACGGAAUCGAGCGUAGAGCUCGAUCCGUACCCGGCAAACUGGGCCGAGAAAGGCAUUGCAUUCGCUCCGAUCCCCACCAACACCCACGCCGGGCGUGCGGCACGGAUCCAUGCACUGGUUGACGAUCCCAUGCUACUCGUCGAAAUGUAUCGUCCGCAGCUUGUAGCAUUCCAGCACGAACGCAGCUCCGACGAUGCGCGGCGCUCCGAUAUCAGCACGUCGCACGAGGCGGCCCAUGCACAAAAUACCUCGUCCCGUGCUCCGAGUGCCGCGGCGUUUGAUCCGCUGGCGACCAGCGGCGAUGGCGUCAUGAUGCCCGUCGUCGCCCCGCUGACUCCGGUGCCACCCAGACCGCAAAACCCGGCAAAGGUAAGGCGCUAUCCAAGCACACGCACCCGGCGCAUCCGCCAGCAGCUCGUCCAGUGCCUCGAGGCGGAUGAGAUUGAUCUGGGAUUUUUGCGCUCGCUUGCGUGGAAAGGUGUCCCGAACGAGCUCCGUGCCGUUGUAUGGCCGCUUCUCCUUGGCUACCUCCCUACACAGUCGUCUCUGCGCGCAGCAACGCUUGCGCGCAAACGUGCAGAGUAUGCAGAAGGCGUCCAACGCGCGUUUGCCCAAGGGCUCGAGGAAGUCGACCGCGCGAUUUGGCACCAAAUCUACAUUGACGUCCCACGCACCAACCCGGGCAUCCGCCUGUGGCAGCAAGAGGCGACGCAGCGGGCGCUGGAGCGAAUUUUGUAUGUAUGGGCGAUCCGGCACCCCGCAAGUGGCUACGUGCAAGGAAUCAACGAUCUAGUCACUCCGUUUUUUGAAGUGUUCCUCUCGGCGUACAUUGACAGCGACCCGGAGCAAUUCGAGCUCGCCGACCUGCCGCAGCAUGUGUUAGCUGCACUUGAGGCAGACACGUUUUGGUGCCUGUCCAAGCUCCUAGACGGUAUCCAGGACAAUUAUACCUUGGCGCAGCCGGGCAUCCAGCGGCAAUUGCGGCGGAUGGGCGAAGUCGUCGCGCGGAUCGAUGCGCCGCUGCACACGCAUUUAGCCGCACAGGGCGUCGAGUACGUCCAGUUUAGUUUCCGCUGGAUCAACUGCCUGCUCAUGCGCGAGAUGAGCGUGCCGAGUAUUAUACGCAUGUGGGAUACAUACCUGGCCGAAGGUGCCGACGCAUUUUCCGACUUUCACCCUUUCGUCUGCGCGGUAUUCCUGCAGAAAUGGCGUGCUUCCCUACUCGAGAUGGAUUUCCAGGGUAUUAUCAUGUUUCUGCAGAGCCUUCCGACGCAGCGCUGGUCAGACAAGGAUGCAGAACUGUUGCUUAGCGAAGCGUUUAUGUACAAAGCCAUGUUUGGAAACACGGCACAUCUACAGCGUAAUUAA